AUGGGGGCCAAGGAUUCAGGGCUGGAGACAGGCUGGAAGGCGGUGGAGUGUGCUCAGCAGCUUGAGCAAUUGACUUUUAUCUCUUCCCACUGGAAGGAGAAACUAGUGACAACUUCAGCAUUUUUUUAUGGUACUGUCUUUCUCUGGUACCAAGGCUCCCAGAGUCCCAUUUCUGUGAGCAGAGGUGAAGCCAGUAAAACCAAGCAAUUCGGCUUCCAGACUGAGCUGCAGGCCCAAAGUGGGACUGACAAACAGCUGCUUGAGGAGAGCACAGGCUCAAGCACUGCUGCACUGACAAACCUGUCUCUGUCAGACUGCAGACUCACCUCGGCCUCCCCUCCAGCCUGCUGCCAGAUGGUGGAGGUUCUGCUCGCCGUCCUGAUCCUGGUCUGCAGCUCCGUGUCCUGUGGCUCGGCGGGAGGAUACACCGGCCUCCCCGCCCUGGGGGGCAUCUACUACUACCAGUACGGCGGGGCCUACAGCGGCUUCGGCGGAGCGGAGGGGGAGCGAGCCCAGCAGCUUGACCAACGUUUCUACCUACUGAAGCUGCCCAUUGCAAGGGCAGCGAUGGUCGUGGGAGGGUGUCUCCUGGUCUUCCCUUGUGUUCUGAUUUUGGUUAGUGUUCUGCAGGUCCCGUGGCACUUCCCAGCAUGGCUGCUGAUUGAAUGCACCUUGUACAUAGUGAUUGCAGUUAGUACUGUGCCUGCUCUGUACUAUUUCCUCCAUUCUCUGCUGAGCGUUUAUAAUUCAUCAGUGUGCAAAGAGAGAGAGCAGCUUUAUCAGAGCAAAGGCUAUCAGGGCUUCUGGUGCAGCCUGCAUGGGGCAGAGAUUGCUGCUGGCCUAUUGGGCUGCAUGGCUGCCAUGGCAUACCUGCUCAGUGCAGGCCUAGCUGUCAGAGAUUACAGGACAGUUCAUGAACAGAAACAGAAGCCACUGCAAUUAUAAGAACCUUCAAAUGAUUCUUCCACUCCAGUAAUAGUCUUGAUUUUUGCCAGUCUUACUGAGAUGAAGCAGUAUGCUUUCCUUUCUUCUGGACAGCACAGCCUUAAUGCUACAGAACACUCACCAAGCUAGCAUAGCUCUAAAUAUGGUAGAGUCAGGUUACCCGUAACUUGAAUUUGCAUUAUUGAGUUAUUAGUGGCUCAAAGCUGAUGCAGUGGAUUGUCCCGGCCUCAUAGGCAGCCCUUCCAUCCCACUCUCAGGUGCCCUCUUCUCCAGUGAGGCCUUGCCACAAGUACUGCCACUACAUGCUUUUGCCAAUGAACAGCUUUUUGUAGCUGAAACUGUCUACAAAAGGCAUGUGACUCUGCUGAGAAAAGAGCUCUUAAGAACAAGUGACUGAGGCCCAUGGUUGUAACAAUUAAUUAUUGCUUCCUUGUAGGUCUCUUGGAAUUAACAGACCACUGUGAACAUGACAUUUACAAAGCCAUGAAAAUAUCCUGAAAAAACCUCUCAAACUCAGUCAAACUUGUGAUAAAAUGCCUUUUCAAACUCCUGGAGAGGGUGCAUUUAUGUAUGAAAUGGUCUUUUUAUAUGACUUGUAUACAAGAGUUUUGCUUAAAAAGAUGUCCUGGAUUGGGAUAAUCAGACAAAAGCUUUAUGAGACCAAAUGGGUGAUUGAAUAUAGAAGUAUAUUAUUUUCAAAAUACAUUUUCAGUGUACAAGUUGGAGAAAUGAGACGCUGCUCCUAAUUUUUUUUUUAGAAAAACUUAUAGGAAAUUUAACUGGGAAAAGUAGCACUAGAAUCACCAACUCAUGUCUUAAAAUAAAAUGCCACUUCAGAGCAGUGUCCACUGUGUGCAUUGUUCAUAUGAGGAUGGAACCACUGUAGUUUCACAGAUGAGUUCUGCCCAUAUUAAAAAAAAACUAAACAUACUAGAAACAUGCUUUGCCUUGUAUGUAGCUCUUCUUUCACUGGCACCAGUGACCAAAUCCUCACAAUUACCAAAACCAUGGAACACUAUUGAACUAGAGACACUAAAGUAAAACAGAUGCUAAGUAGGAACACACUAGCUGCUUUGGGGUUUGCUUGAUUUAGUUUGGUUUUAGUUCAGGGUUUUUUUGCUUUUUAACAUCAAGGGUCUCAGCACAGGGAUUUACGUGGACAGUCCAUUGUUGUCCUGUUUCUGUUAACAUUUCUGUAUUUCCUCUUGUUGCAGCUACUUCUAGAGCUGUACAGUGCUAUUGAGAGCAAGUUCACAGGGCAGCAUUCCUCUAGCAGGAAACAAAGCUGCCUUAAUAAUUGGUAAGCCUAAUUCUACCCUCACAGUGUUCUGAAAGAAGUUUUUGUAUGGAAGGCUGAUGAGUGAAAUAGCACACAGAGCUCAGUGAAUAACCUACACCACAGCUGCUGCUAGACACAGCUACCUUUGACUGGGAUAUUGCAGAGAUUUUUUCCAGCACAGUAACAGAAUCAGAAUAAGCUGUUAGAUGAAAGUAAAAAUCUUUAUUGCUAAGUCAGCUGAAAAUUCAAUGCAAAAAUACUCUUCCUCCCUGUACCUCUCUAUACAUCUCAAUGGACUAGUGUUUUCCAACAAUCUUAAGUUAUUUGCCUUUCCAAAGCAAUACACAGGCCACAGUGCUGAGGGCACAUUCAUUAGACAACCUACUCCCACACACAAUAAAAACAGGGAUCCUUAUAGGUGCAUGCUAGAGUGGGAUACAGAAAAUACUCUCCUUUUUAAAAACAAAAAAAAAAA
This is a messenger RNA of Zonotrichia albicollis (white-throated sparrow), 2699 nucleotides long. The record is from RefSeq and is a predicted model, not a curated record. NCBI's taxonomy places the organism in Eukaryota, Metazoa, Chordata, Aves, Passeriformes, Passerellidae.